GGUUAUUUAAACCUCCUGGAUCCUUAUCUAGCUCCCUGUAAUUGCUCUCCUUUUUCACUUUAUAUUAAUACAUUAGCUAUGAUAUCUACUCUACCUCUCGCCCGUUUACGAGUUUAAUUCUCUGUUAUAAUCAUAGCUCUUACGGUGAAAAUAAUUUACGUUGUAAGUCCGUCCGAUAACUAUUUGUAACGGAUCGCCGGUAUGGUGUCACUAUUUAAUAAUAUCGUCAUCGUGACUAGUAUGGGAAUAAGUACUAACAUUAGCAUCCCGGACUUCCGUUCCCGAGGCGGAAUAUACGCUAAUAGACCAUCGAAUGUUCGAAAUCUCUUUUACGUCACUACAUUGUCUCAUCUUCCGGGUGGGCCUGCUCUCGUAGCUUUUUGUAAUAAGCGGACAAAAGCCUUCCGAGCACAAUAUAUCGGCUGAUUGAAGACUACAGUGGAACUAGCAUGCUCCUAAAGGUCUAUACUAAAAAUGUUAAUUAUAUCGAAGACAAGCUUAAUUUCUAUAUUAAUUUAGACAAGGGCUUUAAACGUCGACGCCUAUUGAGGGCACGAAAAUGUAAGCUAUGAAACAAGGCUAGGAACAAUAUGCAAAUUCGGGACCGAGGAAUUGAAUGUGUUUAACUACACGGGUCCAUUGACAAUACGCGAUGCUUAAGUUAUGGUAAGCGCGAGAGGUGGUCUCGACAAGGGGAUUAAGGUUAACGCCAAAGAUAUAGAGCCAAACCAGUGUGUUUUGUAUAUAGAGCAUUAUAUAGGGCCGGCGGCUACGGGA
Messenger RNA from Truncatella angustata, 777 nucleotides. RefSeq lists its product as uncharacterized. The record is from RefSeq and is a predicted model, not a curated record. NCBI's taxonomy places the organism in Eukaryota, Fungi, Ascomycota, Sordariomycetes, Amphisphaeriales, Sporocadaceae. The transcript has 2 exons. Bases 202 to 426 code for a protein of 74 amino acids.